Corticium candelabrum is the source of this 5480-nucleotide messenger RNA. RefSeq names its product A disintegrin and metalloproteinase with thrombospondin motifs gon-1-like. Gene Ontology annotation, cellular component: extracellular matrix. The coding region runs from base 276 to 5348 and encodes 1690 amino acids. The record is from RefSeq and is a predicted model, not a curated record. The transcript has 8 exons. Lineage: Eukaryota; Metazoa; Porifera; Homoscleromorpha; Homosclerophorida; Plakinidae. Gene Ontology annotation, molecular function: metalloendopeptidase activity. Gene Ontology annotation, biological process: extracellular matrix organization; proteolysis.
AAAAUGAGUCAGUUGUCUUUGUGCGAUUUUGGACGUCUCAAGCUAAUCAAGGAUAUAGAAGAGAGGUAUGAAUAUCUUUGUAUACUGGACAAGAGGGCUCCGAGGGCUCUUUAGAUGGAAGAUUUGCAUUAUCAAGAAGCACAGUGCAUAAAAUUUAUUGUUUUCAAAUCAGUGCAGUUGUGGAGAAAGCAAGACAUUGAUCAAGGGCGUUUGUAUCUCCCUUCAUUGUAUGACUUUUCCUGGCUCUCGUUGAACAGGCAGUAGACUUGGUCAACAUGCCUUCUAGUCUACACGUGAACUUCCUUACCAUUUUCUUUGUCAUUUCUCCGUGGCUUGCUAGUGGUCAAUUCAAUGUUCCUGACAGACCUUAUAUUAAUGCACUGCCCACUGGCUUUUUGUCUAACUUUGACGGAUGGGGCAAGUAUGAGUGGCUGCCAAAGAACAGCUCAUGUGUACCGUCUUGUGGAUAUGGCCGUACCAUCAAGGCUACUUAUGCGUGUUGGGCCACAACAAAUGGAGGCGACACAAUACAUGUAAUAGACAGUUGGUGUCUUGACAAUGGCAUUGGAGACAGACCUCCUGCAGUAGAAAUACCUUGUGGAAGAAAGAUGGAUGAAGAUUGUGACUGUUUAGAAGGAAGUCCAACGUUGGUAUUUACACAUUUUGCAGAGUGUGUGCAACCAUGUGGUGGCAAACUAGAACGAAGUGCCAAAUGUAUCAACUACGACUUUUUCUGUGAACAAGAAGGUUCAGAUCAGGCUAUUACAAACUGUGCUCGAAUUAUUGAUACAGAAGAAGAUUGUGGACAGGAUCUGGUUGCUACUUGUAGUACUUAUUCAUGGGUUGGUACUGGUAGAAUCGCACGAAAUGCAACCUGUGGUCCCAUUGAAUUAAGAGAAGACAUGGCAUGUCAGGUGCUCAUCUUUCUGAGACAAGGACAGAACACUUUUCUGGUGCCAGAUAUAGAGUGUUUUGCAUUUGGACCACUAAGUCGAGAGUCAAAGGAAGCAGCCAGUGUCAGGUACAGAUCAGAAGCAUGUAACUAUAUGCCAGGAGAAUGGAGUGCCUGUGAUGCCACAUGUGGGGCAGGUACACAGACAAGAACAAAGAAAUGCUUGCAAAGGGGAAGGCGUGAAAUAGAUUUAAUACAAUGUAGUUACAUUCCUGGUAUUAUCGAUCCUCCUACUACUACAAGCUGUAGUGUUAGCUGUAAAUACGUGCCUACAGAAUGGAGUGCAUGCAGUGCUACUUGUGGUGAUGGUACAAGAGAAAGACGCAGAAGUUGUGUGCAGACCAUAGAUAGUGUUGAAAGAACAGUAGAUUUUAACGAGUGUGUUAAAGAUGCAAGCAUAGUCAUUCAGCCAGAACAGGAGACUGAACUUUGCAGAUUGAGAGAUUGUGAAUGUGAAGUACCAUAUUAUGUUCCAGAAGAUUAUGGUGCAUGUUCAGCCACGUGUGAAGGCACACAGACACGAUCUAUCAGAUGUGAAUGUCCUGUUGAAGGUGUAGUACAACAAGAAGAGAUGAGUGUUUGCAGGAGGCUCAUUAGUGGGGCAGCUCCAGAAACAGUGAGACGAUGCAAUGAUAUUCCAUGUCCCACGUAUCAAUACAGAGUUGGGGCGUGGGGACAGUGUGACUCAGUAUGUGGGACAGGGAACCGUAGUCGUCAAGUCGAGUGUGUUAAGACGCAAGGAAGUGUUGUGAGCAUUGUCUCUUUACAAGAAUGUACUGAUAAUGGUCUUAGUGAGCCAUCAUUUUCUGUUGAAAGCUGCAGUGUUAGCUGCCAGUAUGUGGCUACAGAAUGGAGUACAUGCAGUGCUACUUGUGGUAAUGGUACAAGAGAAAGACGCAGAAGUUGUGUGCAGACCAUGGAUAGUGUUGAAAGAACAGUUGAUUUUAACGAGUGUGUUAAAGAUGCAAGUGUAGUCAUUCAGCCAGAACAGGAGACUGAACUUUGCAGAUUGAGAGAGUGUGAAUGUGAAGUACCAUAUUAUGUUCCAGAAGGUUAUGAUGCAUGUUCAGCUACCUGUGAAGGCACACAGUCACGAUCUAUCAGAUGUGAAUGUCCUGUUGAAGGUGUAGUACGACAAGAAGAGAUGAAUGUUUGCAGGAGGCUCAUUAGUGGGGCAGCUCCAGAAACAGUGAGACGAUGCAAUGAUAUUCCAUGUCCCACGUAUCAAUACAGAGUUGGGGCGUGGGGACAGUGUGACUCAGUAUGUGGGACAGGGAACCGUAGCCGUCAAGUCGAGUGUGUUAAGACACAAGGAAGUGUUGUGAGCAUAGUGUCUUUACAAGAAUGUACUGAUAAUGGUCUUAGUGAGCCAUCAUUUUCUGUUGAAAGCUGCAGUGUUAGCUGUAAAUAUGUGGCUACAGAAUGGAGUAUAUGCAGUGCUACUUGUGGUAAUGGUACACGAGAAAGACGCAGAAGUUGUGUGCAGACCAUAGAUAGUGUUGAAAGAACAGUUGAUUUUAACGAGUGUGUUAAAGAUGCAAGCGUAGUCAUUCAGCCAGAUCAAGAAAUUGAAAGGUGCAGAUUGAGAGAUUGUGAAUGUGAAGUACCAUAUUAUGUUCCGGAGGAUUAUGGCACAUGUUCAGCCACUUGUGAAGGCACACAGACACGAUCUAUCAGAUGUGAAUGUCCUGUUGAAGGUGUUGUACAACAAGAAGAGAUGAAUGUUUGCAGGAGGCUCAUUAAUGGGGCAACUCCAGAAACAGUAAGACCAUGCAAUGAUAUUCCAUGUCCAAUGUAUCAAUACAGAGUUGGUGCGUGGGGACAAUGUGACUCAGUAUGUGGGACAGGGAAUCAUAGCCGUCAAGUUGAGUGUGUUAAGACACGAGGAAGUGUUGUGAGCAUUGUGUCUUUACAAGAAUGUACUGAUAAUGGUCUAAGUAAGCCACCAAUUUCUGUUGAAAGCUGCACUGUUAGCUGCCAAUAUGUGACUACAGAAUGGAGUACAUGCAGUGCUACUUGUGGUGAUGGUACAAGAGAACGACGCAGAAGUUGUGUGCAGACCAUAGAUAGUGUUGAAAGAACAGUAGAUUUUAACGAGUGUGCUAAAGAUGUAAGCGUAGUCAUUCAGCCAGAACAGGAGACUGAACUUUGCAGAUUGAGAGAGUGUGAAUGUGAAGUACCAUAUUAUGUUCCAGAAGAUUAUGGUGCAUGUUCAGCCACUUGUGAAGGCACACAGACACGAUCUAUCAGAUGUGAAUGUCCUGUUGAAGGUAGCAUACAACAAGAAGAGAUGAGUGUUUGCAGGAGGCUCAUUAGUGGAGCAGCUCCAGAAACAGUGAGACGAUGCAAUGAUAUUCCAUGUCCCACGUAUCAAUACAGAGUUGGGGCGUGGGGACAGUGUGACUCAGUAUGUGGGACAGGGAAUCGUAGUCGUCAAGUCGAGUGUGUUAAGACACAAGGAAGUGUUGUGAGCAUUGUCUCUUUGCAAGAAUGUACUGAUAAUGGUCUAAGUGAGCCACCAAUUUCUGUUGAAAGUUGCAGUGUUAGCUGCCAGUAUGUGGCUACAGAAUGGAGUACAUGCAGUGCAACUUGUGGUGAUGGAAUGAGACAAAGAAAGAGACGUUGUAUCCAGACAAUAGACGGUGUUCAAACACGAGUUGAGUUUGAGGAAUGUGUUAAAGACUCGAGUGUAGUUGUUCGGCCACAAGAAGAGACUGAAAGUUGCAGAAUAAAAGAUUGUGUAUGUGAAGAGCCCUACUAUGUUGCUGAGGAUUUUGGUCCCUGUUCAGCAACAUGUGAAGGUACGCAGACUCGUAAUAUCAGAUGUGACUGUCGUGUUGAAGGUGUUGUGCGACAAGAAGACAUUAGCAUAUGUCAGGCAUUGACUACUGGUCCUGUUCCAGCAACAGAGAGACCAUGCAACGAUAUUCCAUGUCCAACUUACCAUUAUAGAGUUGGGAGUUGGGGAGAUUGUGACUCAACUUGUGGUGCUGGCCAGCGCCGCCGUCCAGUUCAGUGCAUUAAGACACAAGGAGCUGUUGUUACUGUUGUACCUCUGCAAGAGUGUAUUGAUAAUGGUGCAGGUCCACCAGCAGUUGAUGUUGAAAGCUGUAACAGCAGGUGCAGAUAUCAAGUCUUUCCAUAUCAAGAGUGUUCAGUUACAUGUGGAGGAGGAAUCCAAACAAGAGACGUUUUUUGUAUUAGAACAUCUGAUUUUGGAAGAGAGAAUGUGGCUUUGGCAGAAUGUGCUAAUGAUCCAACUAAUACCGAAGCUUUACCAGAAACUGAACAAGCUUGUAAUGAGCAGGAAUGUCCAUGCUUGAAUCCUCGGUGGCAGCCCAGCGUGUGGUCAGACUGUUCUCUAUCGUGUGGAAAUGGAACACGAACCAGAACUGUAGAGUGUCGCUGUUUUAUUAGUGGACGGGACACGGUCGCCCCAGAUGAGAAAUGCGAAGGCCGAAGGCGUCCUCAUCUGAGAGAGAACUGUUACACACGUUGUCCUUGUGUUGAUCCUCAAUAUGUGGCUCUCCCAUUUGGUCCAUGUGACAAGACAUGCGGUAGUGAUGCAUUUAGAAAACGAGACUUGGAAUGUCAUUGUCAGAGGGGAGAAGAAGAGGCAGUCGAGGACAUAGAACUGUGUGACAACAGAAUUCCAGAACAGAAGCCCGCUGUAAUUGAACCUUGCGAACUUGGUGAAUGUCCAUGCACUAAUGAUACCAUCAGAUAUCUCUACACCAGGUGGGGUGAUUGUGACAGAGAAUGUGAAGGUACAAGGAGACGAAAGGUCCAAUGUCGCUGUGAAAAAGAAAAUGUAGACAAGUGGGUUGAUGACGAGAUUUGUGUGCGAUACCUUGGUCAAGCUCCAGUUACCAGUGAACAGUGUGAACUUCCGUGUGUGGCAGAGUGGAGGACAGUGACAGGCUGGACCGCUUGUUCAAAGUCAUGUGGCCAAGGAACCAAGACAAGGGUAGUUGUGUGUGAGGUAUUUGCCAAUGGCAGACUGGUUGAUCGGGGUAAUGAUUCACAAUGCAUUGGUGCCGACAAACCCAUUGAAAGUAUGGAGUGUACGGGUGCAGUAGCUGAAGACAAGGCUGUAUGGAUCACCUCAGGAUGGACCACUUGUUCCAAUACGUGUGGAGUUGGAGUGAAACAUCGCCAAGUAAAGUGUGUAGACAAAUGCACUGGACGGCAAAGGGGUCGACGACGCUGUCUCUCAUUCACAAAGCCCUAUCACAAAGGGGGAUGCAAUUUAAUCCCAUGUGAAUAUGACAACUGUGUAGACAAACGAGAUGGACUUAACUGUGACAUGGUAGUACGUUUCAAUAUGUGUGAAGACAUCAAGCAUCACCGGGAUUGCUGCCAAUCGUGUCGUCAUGUUUUGCUGGGCAAACGUUAGAUCAGCUCAUAAAAACAGGACCGUGAUAUACUGAUGAUGUGGUUUUUGCUUUUUUCCUUUUGUGUUGAUUUGCUUUCUUGUAGAUGUUAGUUUGAUUCCAUGUGAGUACCAGUUAAAUUGUCUGAUACUUGA